AAAAGGGAGGCUAAUAUAAGGAGUAAUCCUAAGCCCUAGUUUACAUUGAGCAGAACGUAGGCGCCGCUGAUCUCACUUCCCGGCAUUCGGCACCGGCUCUGCGGCUCACAGCUGCCAUGUCGUAUAGAGCUUUUCUCGUCCCCUCCACUAUCAGUCAAAGUAAAUACGGUAAAUAAUAAGGAGUAAUCCCAAAACUCGCUGCGGCACCACAACCCAUCACUGAUCAGAUUUAUUGUUUCAGAUUUGAGCGUUUUAGGGAUAUACAUCUGAUUAGAGAGAGAGAGAGAGAGAGAGGGAGGGAGGGAGGGAGAGAGAUGUCUGUAACAGCAGGCGUGAGUGAUACGGUGAUAGCUGUUAGGGAGAAACUUAAGGGUAAGAUUGGCCAGACAAAAGUGAAAAGGUAUUGGCCUGGCAAAGCCCCGGAGUGGGCAGAGGAAGGAGAGGAAGAUGAAGGAAUUAGGAUGUCCAGGGCUGCUGCCCUAGAGAAAACAUUCCCUAGACACGAUGGAUCCGAUGCCGGAAGAAAGGAUGAUCCAAGGUUGCGUAGAUUGGCAGAGAGUAAGAUAGAUGAGGAAGUGAGGGCUGAUCAUCGACGCAUCCGUCAGGCAGAGAUUGUUUCGACUAUUGAAGAGGAAACGAGAAGGCAGGAAAGGAUCAACGAGGAGGAGGAGAAUGAGGAUGCCCUGGAGGAGAAGAGGAGGAGAAUUAGAGAAAAGUUGCUUCAAAGGCAGCAAGAAGAGGCUCUCCCACAGGAAGAGGAAGAGGAGGCAGAAGAAUCGGAGGAAGAAGAAGAAUCGGAGUAUGAGACUGAAUCCGAUGAGGAGACGACUGUGAUAGCAAUGGUAAAACCUGUUUUUGUUCCCAAGGCUGAGAGGGAUACCAUAGCCGAACGUGAGAGGCUCGAGGCUGAAGAACUCGCUUUUGAAGAUUCUAGGAGGAAGAGAUUGGAAGAGAGGAAAGUCGAGACAAAGAAAAUUGUUAUUGAGAAGAUUCGAGAGGAGCAGGAGAUUCAGAAGAAUUUGGAAUCGGAGGCUAAUGUUGCUGAUGUGGACACUGAUGAUGAGUUGAAUGAAGCAGAAGAGUAUGAAGCCUGGAAAGCCCGAGAGAUUGCUAGGAUUAAGAGAGAGAGAGAUGACAGGGACGCUAUUUUGAAGGAGAAGGAAGAAAUAGAGAGGUUCAGGAACAUGACUGAGGAAGAGAAGAGGGAGUAUGAGAGGAGGAAUCCAAAACCUGGUGCUCACCCCAAGCCAAAGAUGAAGUUCAUGCAGAAAUACUACCACAAAGGUGCAUUCUUCCAGGCAAAUCCUGAUGACAGAGCUGGAACUGCUGGCAGAGAUGAUAUCUUCAGCCGUGAUUUCUCCGCACCAACUGGAGAAGAUAAGCUCAAUAAGACAAUACUACCCAAAAUCAUGCAGGUUAAGGACUUCGGUCGUAGUGGAAGGACUAAAUGGACACAUCUAGUUAAUGAAGACACAACUGACUGGACUGUCCCGUGGUCGAGCAAGGAUACACUUCGGGCAAAGUAUAACGCAAAGAUGGCUGCAGCAAAUGCGCCUAUCAAAAAGCCCAAGGGGAAGAAGAUGAAGGAUUGGGAAACACGUUGAGGUUUAUUUUUCAGUUUUAAUGUAAGAAUGUGAUUUCAUAUGAAACCGCUGAAAAGAUUUACGACUCUUUUCCCUGAGGGAAGAAUGGAGGAAUUCCAGUUUGCAGUGUUUGAAAGGUUAGGGCUAAAAUUGUACGGAGUACUAAUUGCAAUUCUAACUGAAAAUAAGUUUUCUUUCUAGGACAGACAAAUCAUUCGUGUUCGGCGCGGUUGCCGUCGUCACCUCCACCCUAAUUGUCGCUAUCUGCCAUGUAGAAUUUCAUCGGAAAUUCGUUCGUUGAUGAUGUCUUCGGUGCAGCCCCGCAAAUUCCAACAUGUCCACCUCCGACGAGCUCUGGCCACGACUUCUGCACUCGACCUAAACUCCUAACUAACGAUAAAGAACACCUCUAGCAAGCUCUUAGACCAGGUCUGAUGAAGAAGGAAGAAGUAAUAGAUUUUGAGAUCUAACUAUUGAUAUGCAAGACACAAGUGGUGUUGGCAUCGAUGACAGAAUACAAUAGAGGCGGGAGAUGUCAUUGUUGGUGGCAACAAUAGAUUGGAUUUAAGCAACAAAUUGUGACAACUAAGAUUCAAGUGACGGCGACAAGGGUGAGACAUUGGUGACAGCAUGGGAGGCGGCGCCGCUAGCGGUGCCGACAAGGCGUGGUUGAGCAGGUCGCUGGAUUUUUUGGGGUGUUUGGCCUUAUCAUGUUUUUUAUUUUUCUUUUCCUUUUUAAAUAAAUUUUGAACCUAUUU
Messenger RNA from Cuscuta campestris, 2341 nucleotides. NCBI's taxonomy places the organism in Eukaryota, Viridiplantae, Streptophyta, Magnoliopsida, Solanales, Convolvulaceae. The record is from the annotation of a GenBank genome assembly.